This is a messenger RNA of Folsomia candida, 2479 nucleotides long. It is a transcript of the gene mTerf5, whose product is annotated as transcription termination factor 5, mitochondrial. Bases 270 to 2066 code for a protein of 598 amino acids. Gene Ontology annotation, biological process: termination of mitochondrial transcription; regulation of DNA-templated transcription. Lineage: Eukaryota; Metazoa; Arthropoda; Collembola; Entomobryomorpha; Isotomidae. The record is from RefSeq and is a predicted model, not a curated record. Gene Ontology annotation, molecular function: double-stranded DNA binding. The transcript has 7 exons. Gene Ontology annotation, cellular component: mitochondrial matrix.
CAGAACUUACACCACUUUACAUGAUCUCUUCUUCUCGCAGAAUGAAAAGCAUUUUCAUUUCCCAUACCGUCAUAACAAACGCCACACCAAUAAAGACCGCUCCCCUCCAAUUAAGUUACUAAUUACGAUUUCGAAACAAGCUGCAUAAAUAUUUCUGAAAUACUUUCAAAAAUUGUAUCUGACGUCAAGCCAUACCUUUUUGCGCUGUUGGUCUCACUAACUUGGAUCUACUUUCUGAAUCUGGACCAUUAGUAUCGUCAAUUAAUAAAAUGUUUCCCACAUUGAUGAAAAUUAAUGCUGGUAGCGUGGGAUUAAAGACUUUCACCCGUAGAUUUGUGAAGAUGAGAUUGCGUGAGGUUUCAGGGUCUAAAGAAAUAUUGACAUCGUCAUCCUUACCACCGGAAGAAGAUCAUAGCGUGACGGAGGAAUCGAAAUCGGCACGACCAGAUUUUCGGGAGAAGAAUAUUGGAACUAUUGCAAGAAUUUUGGGUGUGUCAGAAUCCGAUGUGAGGAAACCUCCAAGAAAGCUGAUUGUGGAGGAAAAUGCGAGAGAAACUUUCAACGUGUUACAGGAGCAUGGGUUCCUCGCGAGAGAAGUGCUUUGUUACCCUGAUCUGUUUAUGAUGUCCCCGAUGGCUACGUUUAACUAUAUCGAAAUCAUGAAGGAGUCGCUUUUCACCUCCGUGGGACUGUCUCAAAUCUUAAACUUCAGUCCAUUGCAAAAACGAUCGGUGGAACUUCUCCAUCAAAUGAAAGUGACUCCAACGCCACCAGAAAUUGUUCAAAGUUAUUUUGCCGUGUUGGAAAUGAAGAAAAAUACUCAGGCUGAAGAUUCCGUAUGGAAUGCGUUACCGCAUGACAUGAGCAGGUUGACUCUCAAGGAACUCAGACAAAUUGUGAUGGCUCAAUUUAUCGCAUGGAAAUUAAACUGUGAUCCAGCAGAAGUGCAUCUAGUCUUUCCAAAGUAUUUAAGAAUCAGUCAUCGAUGCCUGAAUUGGAUUAAACAAUCACUCGAAAUAUUAAUGGAGGAAACCACAUUGGAAAAGGAUAAGAUCUUACGUCACGGCUAUCUCCUUCAAGCAAAUCCAAAGAAUACGGCCGACGUCCUCCGCAAUAUCGAGUCCUUGUCAGGCAUCCCGAUGGAAAAAUUAUUACACAAACGUCCCAAAAUUUUAAUGUCGUCAAGAAAGACACUGCUUGAAGUGGAAUCUCUAUUUACUCAACACGGCAUCCCUCCAGAUUCCCUCCUCCGACAUCCCGAGUUGUACACCCUGUCGGCAAAUACUCUUCGAGAACGACUCGAGGAAUUUGACAGCAUCCCAGAAUUUAGCGUCUUAAAAAAUCAUCCUCGCGUGUCAAGGCUGAUCUAUUAUCAAAAGAAGGCAAAAGCACGCGUCGAAUACUUCCGCUCUAUCAAUAUGACCGGAGCUUCGUUACAUUUACUUUCAUUGGACAAAAAUAAAUUCAAGAGGCAACUGGAAAAGGGUGGACCACGCACGAGGGGACUGGAUAUCCUUACAUAUUUAAAAACGUACUUUAGCAAAACGAAGAAAGAAAUUCGCCAAGCGAUUCACAUGCAGCCCCACUGGCUCAACAGCAGCUCAAUAAAUAUGAAAGACUCACUCCAAUUUAUUGAAGAAUUCAAAGUGUUCACAAAAUCUCAAAUAUUUUCCGCCCUGCCGAUUAUCCUGUAUCCGAGGGAGAACUUGCAGCAGAAAUUCCAAGCGGUCCUCGACUCGAAGGAAGCCAGCCUAACAGACGAUUACUUUCUUCAUAUGGUUCUCUACUUUUUAGAAAAAAGUGUUCACUUCUCUGGCGAUGGGUUAUGGCAUCGGAACUCCACUCAGUUAAACACUGAUGACGAAGGGGAUGACGAACACGUGACGAGAUUCGAUUCGUAUUUAGACAAUUUGGACAACAUGAAAAAGAACAAAAAGCGGAAGACGGCAAAACUCCUUCCAGAAGUGGAAGAAACCGAACCGGAAGAAAUUGUUUUUGGCGAAUCAUUAUACGAAACUUUAAAUAAUGACAAUAAUAACAAGAAGAAACCCAACGGCAAAGUAUGAUCAUCAGUGAUAUUAAAGAAACAAAAGAUUUGAUAAAAGUAUGUAUUUUUAUUAGUAGCACUUUUUUGGUGAUAGUGUCGUAGAUUUAAUAUUUCGGAGAAUCCGUUGACCAAAUUUUAGUUAACAACAACAAGUUUAUCAUCUUCUUCUAUCUAAAUAUCCAGUACAAAAUACAGAUUUAAUAUAUUCAUCAUUUUUAUAUAAAGUUAAAUUCUGCUCGAUCAGGCUAAAUCAUAGCUUUAUCAUGAGUUAAAUAUAAUUUAACUUACAAAUAUUUAACAAGAAACUUGUAAAUAAUUAUGUCCUCGUCACUAGUGGAAUCGUACUACUAUUAUUAAUAUUAUGCUAACAACUGGCUACAAGAAACAAUACGAAGAAAGUAAUAAUUUGUAUCUCGAAAGAUAUAUAUAAAA